GACGGAGGAAACGAAUCAGUCGUAGAAUAAAAGAAGGCGUUCCGCCGCAACUCCACACACCAACGACGACACAACCGCACGUAUUUCCAACGCAAGCGCUCCGCAAUGCGCGCCAAGCCAGCCACACAAUUUUGGAGGCCGUACCCAAUGAAUAGAGGGAAUUCGAGUUGCAUUUUCUCAUCGCCGAUACUUUCCAAGCUCAGUUUCAAUCAAACAUUUGCAUUUCGCUAAUUUACCACCCUUAUAUUUUACCACGCAGACCUACGAGAAAAAAAAAUAUCCCAAUAUCAAAUCAAAAUCAUACCUCUUUUUUUAAAAAAAAAACCACCCCUAUUUUUCUCGUGUAUUUAUUUUCGGAUCUUUUUCAUCGUUUAUGCGAAUACUUUUAUUCUUUCGUCACCUGUAUCGAAAACUUCGCGAGUAUUAUUUUCGAAAUCUCGAACCUGACGUGUUAAAUUAUCGAUAUUUUCGGUAUUGUGAUAAGUUGAUUUGUAUAUAAUUUUGUGAUCGCGAUCGUUCUCAUCAAAAGUGUGCUUUAAACUGGAAAUGGUUCCUAAAUGAUGCUUAAAACUGCAACCGACAAGGACUUGGAUCUAGUAAAACCGAUCAGCAUGUUGGGACCGACCACUCACAGGAUGCUGGAUCACAUACGAAUGCAAGAUGACGACGAUGACGAAGAUGAUGAAGAAGCUGACGACGACGACUACAUGAAUGGUGGUGGCGGCGGCGUGAUCAAAGGUGGCCGAGAUACGUCUCCGUCGAUGGAAGGAGGCUUCUGGAUGGCCGCUGUGUCCGCAGCUACCGGAGGCACCGGGCCUAUGGAGCCCUCAUCCGGAUGCUCGGUUUCCGAGUCCGGUUUCAUAAGCAGUCAGCCGUCCAUGGCUGAGUUCAUAUUACCUCAUCAUAUGACCGAUAAUAUGCAAGGAGAUGAUAUCAGUCAAGGUGCUCAGAAUCCUAACGCUAUGUACGGAGCGGGAGGCAUGUCCGAUUCGCAGCAGAGCGGAAUCAACGUACAGGAGUAUCCGUGGAUGAAGGAGAAGAAAACCAGCCGCAAGAAUAAUCAUCAAGGUAAGGAAAAUGGCGGUCCUAGAAGAUUACGAACGGCGUAUACGAACACUCAAUUAUUAGAAUUAGAAAAAGAAUUCCAUUUCAAUAAAUAUCUCUGUCGUCCUAGAAGGAUAGAAAUCGCAGCAUCGUUAGAAUUAUCAGAAAGACAAGUCAAAGUAUGGUUUCAAAACAGACGAAUGAAACACAAACGCCAAACGCAGUGCAAACAAUCGGAAGACGGAAGCGAUAAAGACUCGACCAGCGGCAGUAAAUCGACGAAAUCGGAAAAAUCUAAAUCUCUCAUCUGCGAAGACAAGAAAAGCUGUCAGAACUGCGACCUACAAUCCGGUCUACUCGGCGAUCACUUGGCUAGUCGUAAUAGUAACAAUUUCAACAACAAUAGUAACGGUAGCACCGGUAUCAGCAGCGCCGACAGCAAUAGCAGCUCGUACGAAAAACUAGAAGAAGAUUCUAGAUCAAACGAAGGUAGCGGAGCGCUCACUUCGUCGUCUCCAAACUCGUCAUCGACGCUAAAGAAACACGACGAUAUAGUGGUCAAGGUGGAGACAUCCAACGCCAUGUGUUGCUCAUCGCCAAAAAGUCAGUCGAAGAAGCCGAAUGUGCUCAGUCUGAAAGAUACCAAUUCGCUGCUGUCGUCGAACGAUAUCAAACCAUGUCCGAUACUGCCACCUUCUGUAGAUAGUCUAACGCCUUCUACCCCUAGUACCAUUCCGAUGGCGAGUCCGCUCAGUGGCAAUAGUCCUUAUUCGGUGAAACCUGCUCCUCGAAGCCCACCUAUACCUGUUUCCACCUCGGGCACAUUCGCCAACCAGUCACCUCCGACUGUACUGGCUCAAGCAACAUCUCUGCUACAGGUUGCCAGGCACAAUACCCCAAAUACAUAUCCUCUAUCUCCUCAGCAACACAGGCAACCGCCCGAAUGUCCUUUCAAGCUAAACCAAUACAGGACAUGUUCGCCUCGCGAAACGCUCUACCAUCAACAGCAACUCCACCAAUUCCCUAAUCACAAUACCCCUCAGCAUCGUCAAUCAGCACCCUCGCAUCAAGCAGUUCCUCAACCACCGCUACCACCCCAGCAGCAACAACAGCAACAACAACAUCGAAUGUAUAAUUUACCAGAAACACCGCCUUACCGGCAUCAAGCAGCACCCGCAGCUGUGCCCAGAUUGAACGGUAUGAACGCGGCCAAAGUCACCAAUGCCCAAGCAGCGGCGGCGGCCAGACAAUCGUAUUGUCAGCAAUAUCCACCUCAGCAAUACUGCGGCUACAACGGUACAGCCAGCAACCAUCAGCCGUCGAUAGAUUUACCGUACCAAAGUUACCAACGACAGCAGAAUUAUCACAACCAGAACUACGCGACCGCAGCAGCCGAAGAGUACACUCAUGCUCACGCCGCCCCAGGCAGUGUCAAUUACGGCUCGUAUCAUUCGGCGGCCGUUUACAACCAUGCCAGCAGCAACGAACAUGCCAACCAAACGACUCCAUUUUACGGCGCCAACCAUCAGCAUAAUUACAAUCACCAAACGGAUUAUAUUAAUCCGAACCCGAAACCGGUUCAUUUCUACGACGAAGCCAGUCAUAAUAAUCACGACGUACCUUACGUACCGUCACCCGAUCAGUACACCAAUCUGCCGGCUUCUAAUUCUUCGGUAGUAAUGACGCCUCCGAACAGCGUUAGGGCCGAUUCCGCCGGCGACCAGUUCAAUUCGUUUCAUCAUUUUUAUACAAACGCCUCGCCCAAUACGCCCGUAUCCAACAAUGUACAAAAUACCAACAUGAUCUUACCCACCGAUAACAGCAACAGCUCCAGCGAAUUUAAUUUCCUCAGCAGCCUAGCCAACGAAUUUGCUCCCGAGUAUUAUCAAUUGAGUUGAAAAUAAUUGUAACCCGAACUGCAGCUAUCGUAUAUUUUUCUUCUUGUAUUUUUUUUUUUUUUUUUGGUCGAGAAACCGCGAGUCAUUAGGAUGUGAACCGACAGUCGACUAGUCGAGUUGAAUGGCCCACAUUUUUUCAAUUCGGCUACAGAAAUUCCAAUCAACUUGCUCGAAAUUACGUAUAGAUUUGAUUGGCGACCACGAAACUGGAUGUAAAUAAAGUAAAAGUGAGGUUUUCCCCCAAUCUUUCCGCAUCGUUUGCGGAUUCGGGUUGUAGUGCAAUAUUUAAUUUACAUAUAAACCUUUCGAAGUGAUGUUUUUUUUUCUUUUUUUGAGCAGCGAGAAAACUUUCUAGUACCUAUUAUUAUUUGUGUAAAAAAAGAGGCCAAAUUUAAUGUUUUAUGCACUUUUAACGCUUUCUUCAAGAAGCAGCCAAUGCAAUUUUUUCUAAUUCAUCACCUCCCUCUCCCUCUUCCAUGAUCUCUCUAAAAGUUUCCAACAUGAGAACCUUUUGAAGUGGAACUCUCCGAUUUGAACGAAACCAAGUCAAAUAUUAGAAGAGAAUGUCCUAAAACUCUCAUAAUCAAAAUUUCAGGCGUUCAAGUUCACUUUUGGGUUUUUGUUGAAUUUUUGAAAAUUACAAAAAUUCAAAAAUGCUGUAUACUCAGGGUAAUUUUUCAACUUGUGGACUAAUCUGAAUAAUUCCUUCAAUUCAACCACCACACAUGAACAACUACGUAGGUACUUUUGGACUAUUCUGAAGUCCCCAGCGAUUUUUCAAUUUUCUGCAAAUAACAGGGUGUCUAACAAAAUUUCUCCGAAGAAAUGCAGUACUUUUACAGUACCUUUUGCAUUGCCUUAUUUUUUUUAUCCAGCUUAAACCGACCUCCCCCCCAGAAAAAAAAUAUUUUUGAACCGGUUGGAACUUGUCGAUAAAAUUUUUACAAGUAAUAAUUUAACAAGUGUUGCCAUCUUUUGAGGUACAAAAUGAACAUUUUUUUAAAAAUUUUCACCAAUUAAUUCAUUUUGAGGUUUUUAAAAAAUAUUAAAUAAAUGAUUCUGAGAAAAAAUACAGUACUUUUCAGGCAAAAUGCAGUACUAUGCAGUACUUGCAGUACCGAGGAUUUCAAUGCAGUACUUUUACAGUACUUGCAGUACCUGCAGUACCUGUUAGACACCCUGAAAUAAGUACUUCAAAUCAUUUUGAAAAGGCCAAAAAUGAACUUAGACACCUGUAACUCUGGUCAGAGCUCAUUGGGAAAGGGCACCUAUUCGAACUUUUCAGGUGGUUACCACGAAAUUCCAAGAGUUCCAGUUCAAAAAUGAAUUUUCGAUUCUUCAGAAAUUUUAAAACUUGUCGUAGGCUCCAAAAAAGCCAAAUUUCGAUUUUUUUAGAGAUGAAAAAACAUUGUUUGAUAUUUUUAAAAAAUAUACGGUCUUUUCACAUUUUCUGGAAUUUACAAGUUUGUCAAAAAUUCACUUUUGAACUCGCACUUCUCUGGAAUUCUACGGGAACCACCUGAAACGUUUUCAGAGGGUGCCUGGGAAAACCACUAACCAAAGUUACGAGUCCUCGAGUUCAUUUCUGAGCCCUCCAGAGCGAUUUGAAAUUUCUAGAGAAAUUUGAAAACUCGUUGAAGGCUCCAAAAAAAGUCGAAUUGCGAUUUUUCAUGGGUUUUGGGUGAUGCACCAGACGAUAUCUUUCCCAAAAAAAAAUUUCACGAUUUUUUCACAUUUCCUGAAAUUUCCAAAUUGGUCAAAAAUUCACUUUUGAACCCUCAACUCUAGAAUUUUGAGGUACCCCUCAAAAACGCUCGAGAGGAUGCCCAAUAAGCACUGGCCAAAGUUCCAGGUGCAGAAGUUCAUUUUUGGCCUUUUCAGAACAAUUUGAAAUUUUUGAAAAAAAUUGAAAAAUCGCGGAAGGCUCUAAAAUGGCUCAAAAAUAGGCGCCGAUAAGUUUACGGCUAAGUUCAGUAUAAUCAUAGCUUAAAUUGAAAAUAUUAUUCGCAUCGGUCAAAAAAAAAAAAAAAAAAAAAAUGACACUUCUAGAAAAACUUUGAAAAUUGUCCUUGAAACAAUUUUUUUUAAUUUAUUAAACUUUCAAAAAGUUUCCAACAAUCCAAAAAUUAAGAUACACUCUUUCAAUCCACCUCUUGUCAGGAGAUGAAAUUAAGGGAUGAUUUGAAAAAAAUAUCCAUUUGGAGAGAUGAUUUGCUUUAUUUUAUUAAAAUUACCUACUAUUUUUCAACUUUUUUUUUUAAAUUUCAAACUUUGAGAUCAUGGUAAAAAAAUGAAGGAACGAAUCCGGGAUUCAAAAUUUUCUCUACACGUCAUCUUGAGUAAAAAUCAUGCCAUUUUCAAACUUGAUUCAUUCAGCAUUCAAUUUCAAGACACUGUUGACUUUUAUGUCCAAAGAAAUAUGUUCUAACUUUUCGACUUGACGACUACUUUGCUCAUGUUUAUUGACAAAUUGAAUCCAAAUCUUAAAGCGGGUCGUGGUGGGAGAGAGAGGAUGAAUAAAUUGCAGAAAUGCAGACAACGAGGGUAAUCACUUUCCUCAAUUCCAUUAUACGUGAGGCUGCAUACGAAAAGGGACCAUACGAUCAAAAAAAAAAAAGUUCCCUGAAAUUGUUGUAUGAUUUUUUGGUCAUUUGGUCCCUUUUCGUAUGCGCUCUCACAUAUUAUCUACUAAAAUUCCUCUUCGUGCCAGAGAAUUCAAAAUAAAACGAAAAUUUACGAUAAAGAGGUGUUGGCGGGAAGGGGGGGGGGGUUGAAAAUGAAUCGACACUAAGUACGAGUAGAUAAAUGAAUGAAUCAGGACAUUCCAAUAAAUCUCAUUACAAAAAUUUCAAGUAUAAAACUACCUCCUCUCCCCGCUCUUCUAAGAACAUUCUUAAUACUCUUUCAACAUUCACAUUUCACUCACAGAGAAAAAAAAUCGCCCAAAUAACGAAUACUCUCGUAUACGAAUAUAAAAACAUCCAAAAAAGACUCGCUUCUUGCCAGUCAGAGUCAAUUUUUCAACCAAAGUGCCUAAAUAAUCUAACCAGCUUGAAAAAUUUCCCAAAUUCAUUACCUUGUCAACUUGACAAACACUCUCGCGGUGAAGUAGUUGCCAAAAUUAUGCCUCUCUCGCUCGUCAUAAAAAUGCUGGUUCCAAAGUGCGUUGACAUCCACGAUGAAGAAAUCUGUCGCUUAUGUUACGAGUAGGAUACCUACUACCUACCUACAUAUUUCACAUGAAUUUUAUUUUUAUCGAUUAGCGAUUAGUUUGUAAAACGAUGUUGUUAUAGCUUUAAUGAACAUUCUUUUUUUUCCUUGUUCGAAUAUCUCUGUUUAUUUUGUUAUAAAUUUUUUUUUUUGCUAUUUUGAGGUUUUCUUUUUCAUUAUUUUGUUUUUCUUUUUUGUACCUUAACGAAUUUUCUGAGUUUGUUUUUUUUGUCGUUAUUCGCGCGCGUAACGACAAAAAUAAUGUGUUUCUCUUUCAAUUACUCAUUAUAGUUUCGUUUGUCCAGUUUGAUUCUUCUUGAUUAUUAUUAUCAUUUUUUUUUUUUUUGAGAUUAUUUAUUUAUUACUAUGUUGUACGUACUGUACCAUGAUGUUUGUAAUAUAAUGUUUUGUUAGUAAUUAUGUAGAUAUUAUACAUAAAUAAAUUGUUAUAAUUGUGUUAAGUUUAAAAAAAUGACAAAAAUUUAAAAAACAACAUACAUGUAGCAAACUUGUACAUUUCCACUAUUAAAUUUUUCAAAAUAAAUAUUUCAUUUUGGU
Molecule: messenger RNA, 6710 nt
Organism: Planococcus citri (citrus mealybug)
Lineage: Eukaryota; Metazoa; Arthropoda; Insecta; Hemiptera; Pseudococcidae
Product: homeotic protein proboscipedia-like
Exons: 3
Coding region: 558-2942 (794 amino acids)
Biological process (GO): regulation of DNA-templated transcription
Molecular function (GO): DNA-binding transcription factor activity, RNA polymerase II-specific; DNA binding
Source: RefSeq, a predicted model, not a curated record